Messenger RNA from Synchytrium microbalum, 2160 nucleotides. RefSeq lists its product as uncharacterized. Bases 1 to 2160 code for a protein of 719 amino acids. The transcript is spliced from 10 exons. The record is from RefSeq and is a predicted model, not a curated record. Lineage: Eukaryota; Fungi; Chytridiomycota; Chytridiomycetes; Synchytriales; Synchytriaceae. Gene Ontology annotation, biological process: protein phosphorylation. Gene Ontology annotation, molecular function: ATP binding; protein kinase activity.
AUGAGGCAUCCGACACUGCUCAAAUUCGUUGACGGUGUCGAAACUGAAAAGGAAAUCUACAUUGCUACUGAACCAGUGCAGCCUCUCAGUGCCAUACCAAAAGACUCGCUCAUCAUACAAUGGGGUUUAUGGUCGCUCAUCAACGCCAUCAAGUUCAUAAACACGGAUUGCGGGCUUGUACAUGGGAAUAUUACGAGAUCUUCUGUCUAUGUUACUGCUUCGGGUGAAUGGAAAUUGGCAGGAUGGGAACUAUGUUGCUCGCUACAGGAAGAUAAUCCGAUAUUCAUUGCCUCGGCGUUGAAAUGGGUUGAUGACAAGUACUUGCCUCCUGAAGUGAGGAAAGCAUCUUGGUCUAUCGUCAAGAGCAAUCCUCCUUUUGUUGUGGAUUCAUGGACAUUCGGAACGUUAAUUUAUGAAAUAUUUAAUGGAAUCCUCCCAAGACAAGAUGGUUUCUCGAAUGGAUCCAUUCCGCCACAACUACUAGGAACCUUCCAAAGACUUGUUGCUGAUGAUCCACGGCAACGACCUUCAAUGCCGUUACUUGAAACAAAUCCGUACUUUGAUCACCCAAUCGUGUAUACUGUCAAGUUUCUAGAUCAGAUAUCGCUAAAGGAAAAGCCUGAAAAGGAGGAAUUCAUCAAGCACCUACUCGCAAACGUAGAUCAACUGCCACCAGCAUUCAGGCUCCACAAAGUCCUCCCCGAAAUAGCCAAUGCAUUAGAAUUUGGUGGUAUAGGACCACCAGCUUUAAACCUCAUUAUGAAAAUGGGAAAAGCACUACCACCACCUGAAUACGAAAAACAUAUCGUUCCCAUUAUUGUCCGAGCUUUUGCUAUGCCUGACCGAUCUAUACGUGUGACAUUGUGUAAUGCGCUGACGGAUUUUGUGGAAUUGUUGCCUGAAAAUGUUGUCAAUGAGAAGAUAUGGAGUCAUUUUGCUGCUGGAUUUAUGGAUAUUCAUGCUCUGGUUAGAGAAGCUACGUUGCGGGCAAUUCUAGCAUUACUCCCGAAGCUUUCCUCCAAAAUCUUGAAUAACGAUGUGGUCAACUAUCUGGGGAAGCUUCAGAGUGACGAAGAGGCUGGAAUCCGAACGAAUGCAGUAAUAUGUCUAGGAAAGCUCGUACCAAACCUCUCUGCCUCAACACUGAAAAAGUUUUUAAUACCAGGCCUAUCUCGAGCACUCAAAGAUCCAUUCCCGCCAGCUCGACAUGCAGGUUUACUUGCCUUAACUGCAUCCAGCUCUCACAUAACAUCACCAGAUCUAGCAACCCAAAUCAUACCUGCCAUAGGACCACUGCUUAUCGAUCCUGACAAAAAGACGAGAAUGAAUGCCAUCAAAACCAUCAAUAUAUUCAUAAAGAAGCUGACUGAAGAAGCUGAAAGUAUGGUACAGCAAGUCGCGGAUGGUGGUGCUGGUACUAAUGGUGCUGUCCCUGCAGGUGUACCGAUGAAUCACUCGGCUAGUUUACCAGGUGGUCUACCGUCAACACAACCGACCAGUUAUAGUAGCAAGAAUCCACCACCACCAUCUACAAAUCCACUCGUACCAGCUGUGAUACCUUCAUAUAGUAAUAGUGUCAACAAUAGCGCCAACAAUAAUAGUAAUAACAGCUUUGGUGGGUUUAAUGGUAAUGGUAGUAGCGAGUUAACUGGAUCUUUUGGAGCUUAUGGAACUACUGUUGCUUCGAAUCCGAUAUCGUCGUUUGGUAGGAGUAAUAGUUCUUCGGCUUUGAAGACGUCGAAUUCUGGAGGGUUUAUGCCUGCUUUGCCACCGCCACCUCCUGCUCCAGCGACUAAUUUUGGGGGGACUAAUGGUGUUGGUGGAAUGUCACUGCCUAGUAAGGGGAAGAAUGGCUGGGAUGAUUUCGAUGAUUUUGAGAAUAGUGUAAUCGGUAACAACCCAGCACAAUCACGAAACCCACUACAACCAAAACCAGCAACAGUCGCCAAAAAGCCAUCACCGAAAUCAACAAGAACAUCACAAUCACAGCAGCCACCACAGCAAAACCUCUUUACUGGUCUUCCUCCACCUCCCGCUGGUCCCACAACAAGUAUCAUGCAAAAUAGUAUGGCUUAUGGCACUAGUAUGAGCACUACACCUGUGAAACCUGCCGUUUUGCCAUCUGCUUGGGAUGAUUCGUCGUGGGAUGAUAAGUUUUAA